Messenger RNA from Colletotrichum spaethianum, 1365 nucleotides. Its product is annotated as mannose-6-phosphate isomerase. The record is from RefSeq and is a predicted model, not a curated record. Gene Ontology annotation, biological process: carbohydrate metabolic process; GDP-mannose biosynthetic process. The coding region runs from base 1 to 1365 and encodes 454 amino acids. Gene Ontology annotation, molecular function: mannose-6-phosphate isomerase activity; zinc ion binding. Lineage: Eukaryota; Fungi; Ascomycota; Sordariomycetes; Glomerellales; Glomerellaceae. The transcript is spliced from 2 exons. Gene Ontology annotation, cellular component: cytosol.
AUGGUUCUGCAAGUCCCUCUGUUCAAGCUCCAGUGCGGGGUGAACUCGUAUGAAUGGGGCAAGAAGGGUGAGGAAUCAGCAGCUGCGCGCUUUGCUGCCACGACGCCAGCUGAGGGCUUCAGCAUCGAGUCGGAGAAGCCAUACGCAGAGCUCUGGAUGGGCACCCACCCCUCCAACCCUUCCAAAGACGUUCAGUCCGGCCGAACCCUCCUCGAACUUGUUCAGGACAACCAACAACUCCUAUCUCCUCCGGUGGCCUCCAAAUACGGCUCCAAGCUUCCAUUCCUCUUCAAGGUUCUCUCCAUCAACAAGGCCCUCUCCAUCCAGGCCCACCCCAACAAGAAGCUCGCCGAGCAGCUCCACGCCCGCGACCCCAAGAACUACCCCGAUGACAACCACAAGCCCGAGAUGGCCAUUGCCAUUACCCCUUUCGAGGGCCUUUGCGGCUUCCGCCCACUCGCCGAAAUCUCCCACUUUCUGACCACCGUCCCGCCCCUGAAGAGCCUGGUCGUUGAUGACAAGGCUGACGAGUUCAUCAGCACGAUCAAGGGAGAGGAGGAGAGCGAAGACCCCGAGACCAAGGACCGAAACAAGAAGACGCUCCAGCACGCGUUCGCUUCUCUGCUUUCCGCCACGCCGGAAGAGAUUGAGAAGCAGACGGAGAAGCUCGUCGCCCUCGCCAAAUCAGAAGGCAGCAACUUCGCCAGUGGUGGCAUCAGCACAACCGACGGCGAAACCCUCUCGGAGCUCAUCAUCCGUCUCCACAGCUCCUUUGGCGCAGACAUUGGCCUGUUCGUCAUGUUCUUCCUCAACUUCGUCAAGAUGGAGCCCGGCGAGGCCAUGUUUCUCCGCGCCGAUGACAUCCAUGCUUACCUUUCGGGUGACAUCAUCGAGUGCAUGGCCGCCUCGGACAAUGUCGUCCGCGCCGGCUUUACACCCAAGUUCAAGGAUGUGCCUACCCUCGUUGACAUGCUCACCUAUAACUAUGCCCCUAUUGAUGAGCAGAAGAUGUCUCCCUCCGAGUACCCCUACGCUACCCUCAACCGCGCCGCCUACAGCUCUGGUUCUGCCGUCAUCCUAUAUGACCCACCCAUCGAGGAGUUCAGCGUCGUCCGGUCGCUACUGAAUGGACACGGCUCCAAGGCCACUUUCGAACCGCUCGAGGGCCCCAGCAUCAUCAUCUGCACCUCAGGCAAGGGAACCAUAGCGGUUGGUCCGACGGUGCAAAAGAUCAGCGAGGGGAACGUCUUCUUCGUCGGUUCCACGGCCGAGUUAGUGCUGCAGUCCGAGGGCGAUGAGGAUGACGAGUUUGUCACGUUCAGGGCGUUUUGCGAGGUCGACGAAAAGGCGGAGGGGAAGUUGUAA